This is a messenger RNA of Helianthus annuus (common sunflower), 1079 nucleotides long. RefSeq names its product probable E3 ubiquitin-protein ligase ARI3. The record is from RefSeq and is a predicted model, not a curated record. Bases 83 to 868 code for a protein of 261 amino acids. Gene Ontology annotation, biological process: ubiquitin-dependent protein catabolic process; positive regulation of proteasomal ubiquitin-dependent protein catabolic process; protein polyubiquitination. The transcript has 2 exons. Gene Ontology annotation, cellular component: ubiquitin ligase complex; cytoplasm. Gene Ontology annotation, molecular function: ubiquitin conjugating enzyme binding; ubiquitin protein ligase activity; zinc ion binding. Lineage: Eukaryota; Viridiplantae; Streptophyta; Magnoliopsida; Asterales; Asteraceae.
UGAACUUUGAAUUUGAAUCUCUUGAUAUUCCAUAACGGCUUUUGCUGCUUUUACUAGCUUAUGCAUUUGAAGAUUGUACAACAUGGCUGGCAGGGAUGUUAUCAUCAUUGAAGAUGAUAAUGAUGAGGAUGAUGAAAUCAUUCUUAUUUCGGAUGCCCAAUUUGAAGCAUGUUCAUCAUCCAAGCAGCCAUUAUCAUCAAGUAAAAAAAGAAAAAGAGAAAGUAAGCCACUGUAUAGCUUCUGUGGCAUCUGCAUGGACACAAAGACGGCCUCUGAGAUGUUUGAUAACACCGGCAUUUGCGGUCAUAUCUUUUGCUCAGACUGCAUCAGUCAGCACGUAGCGGUUAAAAUCAAGGAGAACGUAACCAAGGUUAAGUGCCCUGACCCCAAAUGCAAAGGGGUGAUAGGGCCUGAAGCAUGCAGAUCCAUUGUUCCAAAGGAAGUGUUGGAAAGAUGGGAGAGCAUUCUGUGUGAGUCUGUCAUCAUGGAGUCUCAGAAGUUCUACUGCCCCUUUAAAGACUGUUCUGCAAUGCUGGUGGAUGAUGGUGGGGUCGCUGUCACGCAAUCAGAAUGUCCAAAUUGCAACCGCCUUUUUUGCGCCCAGUGUAAGGUUGCAUGGCAUUGUGGGAUCAGUUGCGCUGAGUUUCAGAGCUUGAAGAAGGGAGAGAGAAAUCAAGAUCAUGAUAAACUGUUAAUAGAUCUUGCAAAGAACAAAAAGUGGAUGAAGUGCCCAAAAUGCAUGCAUUUUGUGGAAAAAGUUUAUGGUUGUGACUUUAUUGCUUGCAGGUGCGGGCAUGGUUUUUGUUACCGGUGUGAACAGCCUUGUGAUCAUGCUGCAAUAGGAAGAGGAAGUCACAGGUGUGGCUAAAGAUACCCCCACUAUGAGAGUUAUACAUAUUUAUUACUGGUGGGCCCCUUACUCAAGUUUGUGAGAGAGGGGAGGUACGUCUUUGGGUCUGAGUGUAGUUUAAUUUUGUUUUGGUAGUAGAGAUUUGAUUUCAUAAGCUGUUAAGAAACAAGUUUUUUUUUCCUUUUUGGAAAUAAACAAUUUCUUCAAAUAUGUUUCUUCAAUCUAAUGA